CUUUGACCCCCUUUCCACUCGGGCAUCCUUCUUCCAUCCUCCACUCCAACCCCAUUCUCACUUCUCCCCCCUUCAGAACUCCUUUGUUGUCUUCACCCAUCAUCCCGUCACCUUCAUCAUGGACUCGUCACCCAACAUGCCCCCUAUCUCCAUUGACCCCCCGUGCAGUGCAGCAGAACGUCGCCGUCGCGGCAGGGGCGUCGACACCAUGUCAGCUAUGCCAACCCCCGAACGGCCAAAGCAACACCUGCCAACACCUGUGGCACAGCGUCGUCGACCCGAUGACAUCGCACUGUCUGACCACACUGGCGUCCACCUUCCCACCCCGCAGACACUGCCGCGCAAGCGCGCAUCCCCGCGCACUGAUGAUCCUUCAUCGCCCAGCGGACGCACACAAUUCUUCUUCGCACAGUCCGCCGAGCACGCCGAGCAUGCCGAGCGAGUCACGGUGCCCCCACGGCGACGUCCCGGUCUCAUGUUUGCUCAACAGAUGGGGUUGACGCAGACCGGCGAGACAUCCGAGAUCAAGUUUGGCGCUAGACUCGGUGUCGGGGUGGGUAUGGGAGGGACAAUGCGCAACACGCAUGGGCCUGUCGACAAGGUGACGCCCAUCGAACCUCACGACGACAAUCCCUUUCUGGUUCAGUCAUCCUUUCGCACAAGCAAUCCGCUCCCUGCGUCAACGUCUCGACCCAUCCCGCCAGCACCUGGAACAGACACCUCAUAUGUGCCCCAGGCUGUACGUCCGAGCGCGGAGCGCUCCGUUUCCCCUCACCCUCGGAGACACCCUCGCCCCCUUGCUCCGAAUGAGCUGACAACGGAGGCGCGGCGCCGCCGGGCGAUGAUGGACGAAGAUAACCCGUUCAUCGCCAAGCCAGGAGAGGUGGUACGCCCUCGCCCUACAAGAGAAGACAAGCCUCAUGUCACUUAUGUUUUCCGCGGAUCCAAGAAGGUGUUCGCCAACCCCUUCUUCGCCCCCGAAACAGCAUACCCUCCAUCGCAACUGGAUCCGAAGGACCCGGACUUUGAUCCACAUCCCUGCCCAAAGCCGCGCCUGCUGUUCCCAACGCCCGCUUCGCCCGAGCCCUCCGCACCUGGGGCCGAGAUGCGUCCACGGGGUAAACGCACCCUUGCGGACUAUCAGUCGAUGGACAUGGACGCCGGGCCGAGCGACGACGACGACGAUGAGGAUGUUCCACGUGACUUUGUCGACUCUGAAAGCGAUGAGGAACUGCCGCUGCGGCGCGGCAUGCUCUUUGGUCCGGGAGGGAUGAAGCGCGAUGUGGAGACGCCUGAAGCCAAGGCACGUAAGCGUGCCCGUGCGUGAGGUGUGGUUUUUACAGAAUAAUCAGUACAGGGGAUGUUUGUUGGGUUGUAGAUAACCAUGCGACAGGAGUGCUUUGUUCAGCG
Messenger RNA from Cutaneotrichosporon oleaginosum, 1410 nucleotides. RefSeq lists its product as uncharacterized. The record is from RefSeq and is a predicted model, not a curated record. Lineage: Eukaryota; Fungi; Basidiomycota; Tremellomycetes; Trichosporonales; Trichosporonaceae.